ACAGAGAACCUCCGUCCUCUCGUCAUCCGAGACUCGCUCAGGUCUUCCUUUCUCACCGGUCGCGUCCCCAUCUUCCGUCUCGUGAGCCAGUUGAAUCCUUUCAUCGGCUUCUGACGCCUGGCCCUAUAAUCGCUUGUACACCUGGUUAUUAAUCACUCCUUGGCUUUUUGUCGCCUAUUCUAUCAAGGCACAUCUCUGCGUGUGCCUUCUUGUAUUCUGCAGGUACUGGGUUUCACCGUGGACACUGCCUCCAAAAGCCAAGCUAACACCGCUUUCUGCAGGGAGUCCGGACUUUCGCCCCGUUCGUUGCCUACCUAUUAACCCCUCCGUUUCCCGGUGUCGGUUAUUCACUUCGGUCCUCCAUCCUAUCCUCGACCUUGUAAUAUUUAAAUACGCCGAAGGAUCCUUUGUGGUCGACCACAUCGCGUCUCCAAUCGCUAAAUCGUUAGCACCGUUUCGUUUCGUCAAUUGCACAUACUGUUUUAUACUCCUUUAUAGCUACGAGUAUGGACACUGGCGGUCUUGCUCAAAUGACCUACAACUCCUCUUUCAAUAAUGGCAGUGCCCUCGGGGUGCCUGGAGCCAGCUUUGGUUCUCGCAGGAAAGGCUCCCAUAUCAAGCGUUUGAGCGUGCCUCCACCGCACAUCUCGACCAUCGAUGAGUCUCAGCCAUCUGCACCGAUCCCGACUCCGCGCACCAGCCGUUCGCACCUGCUUGCUGGUUUAAGGACGGCUCCCAAGUCAGCCACAAUGCCCUCGGCUUCUCAGCGCCAGCAGCACCUUGGCUUGGAGGGUGAUAGAUAUGGCAAUCUCUCGAACCGAACUGCAGAUCGCAUUCCUCAAACCGCCAUGGGAACCGGAUUCCCUCGUCAUUCAUUAGCCGUCAAUCAGGGUCUGGACAUGAACACGGGGCGCCCCAUGUACACUCUGCCGGAGCAGGUGCUCGCACCUCCGGCUCUUGACAUCGCUGGCGAUACGCAGAUCGACGAGAGCCUGUACGCGGAGCUGAUGUCGACCAACCUCUUCUUGGCUGCCCAGCAACAGCGCUUACAACAGCAGCUGAUCAGCGUCACCGCGGCCGCUCAGCAGUUUCAGGGUCUUAAUCUGGGAACCCCUAUGGUCCAGCAGCAGCAACAGGAUUACCCUUCUCUGUCCCUCCCCGGUAUGGGAUUUUACCAGCAGCAGCUUCAGCAAGGCGUGCAGCCUGUGGUGCAGCCUGUUCCUGGCCAGCCGGGCCUCUACUCGGUUUACAACCCCUUGACUGGGCAGCAAAACUAUAUUUAUGACAAUACCUUCCAACAGGACAGUACGCCACAGUACCAGGAAGAGGAGACCCAGUCCCCCUCAGUUCAGGUACCUACCUUCAGAGCUGAGGUGUCACCGCCGCCUGAAAACCGCCAAUCUCCUGUGAAUGUUUCUCAGCCUGUGUCUCCUCCCAGCGGCCGUUCCUCCCCGCAAGAAACUGCUCCUCUGCCUCCUCCCUCGGCGAAUGCUUUCCGCAGGGGACACAAGAAGAGCUCAUCCUUCAACCCUGCGCUCAAGAUGCCACUUGACACGGCCAAGGCCAAUACUGCCAUCACUCCCGCAGCUCCCAAGACUGCGGCGUUGCCUCAGACCCCAGCUACUGGAACCUUUGGGCCCGGACAGGCUCGUGCGGGCGAGCACCCGAUCCGCCAACCCCGUGGACCACCUUCCCUUGAGGAGCUUACAGCCAAGCCAACAUCGAAGCACGAGGGAAGCAAGAACUUUGCAACCCGUCAGCGUCGACGUGCGGUGCACAACUUGGUUCGUGCGGGCAUUGAACGACGUGGCGAAACUCGGAGCUUUGGCUGCCAUAGCAGUGGUGGCACCAAUACCCCUGCGAGCGAGAAGGAAUUCACGUUCUCCGAUGGGGAUGACGCUACGGUUCGCAGUGGUAGCCUGUCCAGCAAACCCAGCCUGGGUAGUCUGCGCGCCGCUGCGAACGGAGCCAUUGGUUCUGAGAGGAAGGAGAGGUCUUCCCGAGAACGCCGAUCCCAGGAUAGCCCGUACAACACCACUCCCAUCAGCGAAGAUGGCGGUUUCUUUGGCGGAAAGUUUGCCGAGGUUCGAGCGGAUCAGGCCUCUCCUCGAACCGGAUCACCCUCAGUGGCUGCUGUCGUCGCUGGCCAGAAGACGGUAGCUCAGGGUCAGGAAAGACGCAAGACUCCCAUGCUUGUGCUCUCCAGCGCUGAAAAGCGUAAGACCCCGAUCAUGUAAUGCCAACGUCGUACAUAAUGUGACUUUGAGACGUAACGGACGUGCAAAGCUUGGAUGAUUUGUUUUCUUUUAUUUUUGUUUUGUACUUUUUCUUGUUGGAUU
Aspergillus welwitschiae is the source of this 2339-nucleotide messenger RNA. RefSeq lists its product as uncharacterized. The record is from RefSeq and is a predicted model, not a curated record. The coding region runs from base 507 to 2237 and encodes 576 amino acids. The transcript has a single exon. NCBI's taxonomy places the organism in Eukaryota, Fungi, Ascomycota, Eurotiomycetes, Eurotiales, Aspergillaceae.